AUGGCGUCUCCUCCCACUGAGCCUUCCCUGCCAGUUACAAGCAGUUCCCGCGAUGGUACGGUCGAGAGGACAGCUCGGGAAGAAGCAUCUCCACACCCAACCUCUACUACUAGACGCCAAUUUGACAAGGAACACUUUGCCCGUACCUUUUCCAACAUGAUAAUUUUGGGUGGUACCGUGGUCUGUCUGGGUUUAGCCAUUGCCGCGAUCAGCCAUGUCGAUUCCGAGACUACCAUGGUCUUUUUGCUGCUGGUCCCUGCCUUUUUCAGUGGCGGUUGCUUGUUGACUCUGGUCAAUGUGUCCUGGAUGUCUCGACGCCCUGGCAAACGAUGUUCUCUGGUGCAGAUGGUCUGCAACUUGGUGCUGGGAUUGAUGACGGUCUAUGUGGAACUCUUGUUUUGGCCUGUGCGACCCGAUUUGGCCCUGGCCAUUUUGUGUGGCGCCGCUUUGCCCAUGUUUGUGUUCAUCAACAUGCCCUCGGCUUUCAUGACCAAUCAAGAAGAUUAUAUAGUCAUGACAGGAGCGGCAGUAGACGGAGAUGCCAAGACGGUGAUUAUGGAGGAUGAUGAGCAUUCGCUGUUUAGUCUUCCCUCGGAGUCUGGUAGGAGUCAAGGAACAGAUAUAGAACAACAACAACUAUCAUCACCGACGGAAGAAAUCGCUACAACCAGUUAUGUGUCGAAUCUUGAUCAACAACAACGUCAGACGCCACACGUCGGUCAAACUAUCAGUGGAAUUGAAAUGGAUUUUGAAGUUUGA
Molecule: messenger RNA, 759 nt
Organism: Seminavis robusta
Lineage: Eukaryota; Bacillariophyta; Bacillariophyceae; Naviculales; Naviculaceae
Source: the annotation of a GenBank genome assembly